CUGAGGCUCAACAUCUUGGGCCCUACCCGGAAGUAGCGUUGGGGAAGGCGGUUUCCUAGACUACGACACCGGAAAGCUGGGGGAGGCGCUCCGGGCUGCUGAGGGCGGAGGGUGGUGGCAGCGCUGGCGCUAGGGACCGGCCCGGUGGCUUCGGGAAACAGUUCGGCGACGGCGGCCCCUCGCGUUACUCCGCAUCCCGCCCUCGGCACGGCUCACAGCCCCUUCGCCGCCCGCGUCCAGCAAUGUGUCCCACCGGCCGGGCGUAGCAGCUGCGCGUGCGCGGAACCGCGGGGCCAUGAGCGAAGCCGGCGGCGGCCGGGGCUGUGGGUCCCCGGUCCCCCAGCGAGCGCCAUGGAGCCUGGUGGCGGCGACGGCCGCGCUCUGCCUGGUGUCGGCCACGUCCGUGUGGACGGCGGGGGCCGCGCCCAUGAGUAGGGAGGAGAAACAGAAGCUUGGGAAUCAAGUACUGGAAAUGUUUGAUCAUGCUUAUGGUAACUAUAUGGAACAUGCUUACCCAGCUGAUGAACUCAUGCCUUUAACCUGCAGAGGUCGUGUCAGAGGCCAGGAGCCAAGUCGGGGUGAUGUCGAUGACGCCUUAGGAAAAUUUUCCCUGACACUGAUUGAUUCUUUGGACACUCUUGUGGUAUUAAAUAAAACUAAAGAAUUUGAAGAUGCAGUGAGAAAAGUUUUGAGAGAUGUUAAUUUAGAUAAUGAUGUAGUUGUAUCAGUCUUUGAAACAAACAUCAGAGUUCUUGGGGGUCUUUUGGGUGGACACUCAUUGGCAAUCAUGCUGAAAGAAAAAGGCGAGUACAUGCAGUGGUACAAUGAUGAACUUCUCCAAAUGGCAAAGCAGUUGGGUUACAAACUUUUACCAGCUUUCAAUACUACUAGUGGCCUUCCUUAUCCAAGAAUUAAUUUAAAGUUUGGUAUCAGAAAACCAGAAGCUCGGACGGGAACUGAGACAGAUACCUGUACAGCUUGUGCAGGUACCUUGAUCCUUGAGUUCGCUGCUUUAAGUCGAUUCACAGGAGCAACAAUAUUUGAGGAAUAUGCAAGAAAAGCUCUUGAUUUUCUCUGGGAAAAAAGACAGCGAAGUAGUAAUUUAGUGGGCGUGACUAUAAAUAUUCAUACCGGAGAUUGGGUACGAAAAGAUAGUGGAGUUGGAGCAGGGAUUGAUUCAUAUUAUGAAUAUCUGCUGAAAGCCUAUGUCUUGCUUGGAGAUGACAGUUUUCUGGAAAGAUUUAAUACACACUAUGAUGCCAUAAUGAGGUACAUUAGCCAGCCCCCUCUUCUCCUUGAUGUGCACAUCCACAAGCCAAUGCUGAAUGCUAGGACUUGGAUGGAUGCUUUGCUUGCCUUUUUUCCAGGUUUGCAGGUCUUAAAGGGGGAUAUUAGACCUGCUAUUGAAACUCAUGAAAUGUUGUAUCAGGUGAUUAAAAAACACAAUUUUCUACCAGAGGCAUUUACCACAGAUUUCAGGGUACACUGGGCUCAACAUCCUUUAAGGCCAGAAUUUGCAGAAAGUACCUACUUCUUGUAUAAAGCUACAGGAGAUCCUUACUACCUUGAAGUAGGGAAAACACUUAUUGAAAAUUUAAAUAAAUAUGCUAGAGUGCCUUGCGGAUUUGCUGCCAUGAAGGAUGUGCGUACUGGAAGUCAUGAGGACAGAAUGGAUUCUUUCUUCUUGGCUGAAAUGUUUAAAUAUCUUUACCUGUUAUUUGCGGAUAAAGAAGAUAUUAUUUUUGACAUAGAAGAUUACAUCUUUACGACAGAAGCUCAUCUGUUACCUCUUUGGCUUUCUACUACAAAUCAGAGCAUCUCUAAGAAGAACAUAACUUCAGAGUAUACAGAACUGGAUGACAGUAAUUUUGAUUGGACUUGUCCAAAUACUCAGAUUCUCUUCCCUAAUGACCCGCUGUAUGCUCAGAGCAUUCGUGAACCCUUGAAAAAUGUUGUGGAUAAGAGCUGUCCUAGAGGCAUCAUCAGAGUCAGAGAGGAGAGUUUCAGGAGUGGAGCGAAACCCCCUCUGAGAGCCAGAGAUUUCAUGGCGACUAACCCUGAGCAUUUAGAAAUCUUGAAGAAGAUGGGGGUGAGUUUGAUUCACCUCAAAGAUGGGAGAGUCCAGUUGGUUCAACAUGCAAUCCAAGCUGCUAGUUCAAUUGACGCUGAAGAUGGGUUGAGGUUCAUGCAGGAGAUGAUUGAACUGUCAAGUCAACAACAAAAAGAACAGCAGCUACCUCCACGAGCUGUACAGAUUGUUUCCCACCCAUUUUUUGGCAGGGUAGUGUUGACUGCUGGACCAGCUCAGUUUGGGCUAGAUCUGUCUAAACAUAAAGAGACAAGAGGAUUUGUUGCAAGCAGUAAACCAUACAAUGGUUGUUCAGAGCUCACUAACCCUGAGGCAGUGAUGGGAAAAAUCGCUUUGAUACAAAGAGGACAGUGCAUGUUUGCAGAGAAGGCACGCAAUAUCCAGAACGCUGGAGCAAUUGGUGGCAUUGUUAUUGAUGACAACGAGGGGAGCAGCAGUGACACUGCCCCUCUGUUCCAGAUGGCAGGUGACGGGAAGGACACUGAUGACAUCAAGAUCCCCAUGCUGUUCUUAUUCAGUAAAGAAGGAAGUAUCAUACUGGAUGCCAUCCGGGAAUAUGAGGAGGUAGAAGUGCUCCUUUCUGACAAAGCAAAAGAUCGAGAUCCUGAAAUGGAAAAUGAAGAACAGCCAUCUGAAAAUGAUUCUCAGAAUCAGAGUGCUGAACAGAUGACAUCAAUUUCUCAGGAGGUUGAUUUGGUUGAUCAAGAGUCUCCUGAGGAAAGUUCUCUAAAGUCUCACCCAGAAUCAUUAUCUCCAGCAGAUACAGACAAUGCUGCAAGUGUUUCUCCUUCCGAACAGAAUUCUAAUCCCACAGAAAACCAUGAGACCACAAGUCUUGAUGGUGAAUGUACAGAUUUAGAUAACCAACUUCAAGAACAAUCAGAAACUGAGGAAGAUUCCAAUCCUAAUGUUAGCUGGGGUGAAAAGGUCCAGCCUAUAGACUCCAUAUUAGCAGACUGGAAUGAAGAUAUAGAAGCAUUUGAAAUGAUGGAGAAGGAUGAACUAUGACUCACUAAAGAAUCUAGUGGUAGGUAUUUAAAAAGAAAAGGUAAACUGUGGUUAAUAGACACCCUAAUACUAAGCAGGCUCUCUAAUGGGAGGCUUUAAGUAUGGUGAUGAGCAACCACGUUCUGACUGGGAUGAUUAGUUAUCAUAGGAAUCUGGAGCAUGCUGUGUUAGAAUUGACCUUGCUUAAAACUGACCCAUCAAAAAUGGAAACUCACAGUUCCGCCCUCAAAUGAUGGCAUUGCACACCCUGCAGCACCUCAGGCCAGGAAAAGAUUACUGGAUGUUCCUAGGAACCAGAUUUCUGCAGUCUCUGGAUAGACGAGAAACAAAUUCAGUUAAUAGUGGGGUGAGGAAUAGAAACUUAUAUAGCUUUCUAAUUAAAGGAAGCUUGACUUUCUUGGUUUUGGGGUUAGAGGCUCUACUGGGAAAACACAUGUGAGUAUUGUGGGCAUUCGGGUUAUGCUGCCUUCACAGAAACACUCAAAGUGACCUAAGUGGGUAUGAAGCAAAUGCAUUCAUGGUGAAAACAGUCUUUUCUCAUCACUUUCACUUGCUUCAUUGUGUAACAAAUGAUCAAAUGACUUGAUUUUUUUCCUUCUUAACAACGUCCUUUUCAUUUAAACCAAAGGUGAAGCCAAUGUACUUUCUCAGUGAGUUCUCAGCAUAAAGACUAAUCAUUGGGACCAGGUAAAAAGGUCAUAUAAUAUAUUGCGGAAAUUGGUUACUUAAUACUUUUGAAAAAUGGAGCAGGGGAGAAACUAUAAUUUUGCAAUAUGAACUUGCCAUUGGGCCUUCCAUAAGGAAAGCUGUGACUACUCUCCAGUGGAACUUAAGGCUAUAUUCUUGUAGGGUAAAUUCUUGUAGGGUAAAAUUUUCCAGUUCAUUUCUCUUAGAGGUGAUUACCUCCAGCCAUCAGCCUUAUUCCAUCCCAUGUUUAGUAUGCAAUUUGAGCCACAAGGCCCAUAUCGCCAAUAGCUGAAUACAUUUUGUCCCAUUUUUCUAUCUUAGGGAGCCAUGAUAAAACUGUGGUAGUGAUCUAAAAAUCCUGGGGUAACUACUAUUUUUUCUCCUAUGGUUUCUGAAGUUGCAUCUAAGGAGUCUGUCACAUUUUCUGUUCAAUCAUGGUUAUUUUUAAGUUUGCUUUUUUUUUUUAACAAAUAUUCCUUCUGAUAUGGGCUUGAAAAUUAAUCUAUGGUAACCUGUGUAAAAAAACUUACACAGUAGCAACUAAUGUAUAGCCAUAUAGCUUAAUGAGAAAUUUUUUUCUUUUUUUUUGUGGCAGUCUGGUGCUGGCCACAUGUAAGUUUUAAAAACUUUAUUGUUGAUAUCUGUAGACAGCCCUGUAGUUGAAAUCAUGACUUUACUCAUUUUAUUUAUUUUUUUAAACUUACCUGAAUGAGUUCUAAAGAAAUAUUUGUGAGACUUAAUUUCCUUUCUCUUUACCAUGACAUUACAUAAUAACCUUUUCUUAAAACACAGUUGAGGUACUGAUGAACUUAAACUGUAUAGGGAGCUGUUAAAAGAACAGCCAUGCUGUAUUGUAGUUAUGUAUAUUCAUGUACAGUAUGUCUUAGAUCCCAGGUAAACACAUUCUUUUAUAAGGGGAGAAAUAGCUGCUUUCAAAAAUUCCAGCUAAACUUAAUUGGGUCAGUGAGUGAUAAAUUGAAUAGAGAAUUCACUUGGGGGGGAAAAGGAGUAGUAUACAAGACCUUUAGUGGCCCCUAAUUAAACCUUAUACCAAAAUGGAUAUUUUUAGUCUCUCUGCAUGUGAAAUUUGGUGUAAGAAGAUAGAACUAUAAUACGUACAGUAUACAGAAGGAUAGACAAAGAGCUUUGUUCAUCUUAAUUGCAAAGCUGCCAAAAUAGCUGAAGCUUAAUGACUUGCCUUGCCUUGAUUUAUAGGACUGGGGCAUGGAGAAAAGGGGCAGAUGUUCCUCUAAAACUUUGAUUACAGAAGCCUUGUAUACAUUGAUUUGAUUUCUUAUUUGUAGCUCAGAGCCAUUGUUGUGUAGAUCUAACUUUUCUAAGUUAUCAAAACGACGUCAUUUUUUUUCCCAGCAAAGAUCUUGUGGCAUGCAAGGAAAAGCCAGCUUACUGUCACUCUCCCUUGCUUGGCCGUUAGGGGGAGGUGUUGCCAUUCAUUGAGGUCUAGAAACAAAUUAGUUCACUUGUUUAGAGAAGUGAAUCCUUAAAAAGAGAAAAGAAAGAAAGUAAAAAAUUUGACAAAUUAUACUUAAACCCCAGAAAGAAUGAUUGAUUUUUCCCCAGUUAAGAAAAGAAGGUAUAAUGUUCAGCUUCAGAACUCCAACAUUGUAAUUGACUCUACAUGCUUAUUCAACAUACUGCCACGAAGUUGUUUUUGAGUUCAUUAAAAAAUUCCAACAGCAUUAGGGAUUUUUUUUUUUUAUGUUUUGUUUUUUAAAUACCUUGUAUAGACAUUUUAUUUACUUCCUAAAGAUUCAGGGAAUUCUAUGAGACCCUGAAUUUUAGAAACAUCUGGUCUACCUCAGUUAAAUGUCGACUACAUAGAAAUAGAGCUGAAGUGAUCACCACAGCCAUAAAAUUGUUUGACUAAGAAGGAUUUAUACAAUGUUUACAAACCUGGAAUCAAGUAAGGAUUUUAUCUGAAAGUUAAAAGUUAGAUAUUAGAGCAAGUAUUUAAUUCAGGUAUUUUCAAGUUUUAAAACUUAACUUUACCUACUAAAAAUAGCUAUAGUUUUUUCUGUUUAGGAACAUUCAUUGAAAUGAUAUACCCUAAUUUGCAAUACUUUUCCCAUAAAAUUUUAGGUGUGAAAGAAUUGUAAUUUACUAGAUACAUUUGGGAUGGGAUAUUUUGUUGGGUAGGUUUUCUUUUUUCUUUUUAACUUUUAAUAGGCUUCCAACAAGAAUACAAUUAUUGUUUCAGAACAAAUUAUAUUUUGACAUUAUACUUUUCCCUUUUUCUUCACAGUAUUAGAGAGUAAAAUCAAAAAUUGUGCACUCUCUGACUUUAACUAAAUUCUCUAAUUACUCUCUUCAGAAUUUUGUAAUUUAAAUUACCAUCACACAGCCCUUUUUAUAGUAAAACCAGCAUUUCUUCUCUCACCAAACUCCAUGCCAAAUUCCUCAUCAAGAAAGCUCAGCGUAAGUAAUUCAAAUAGUGCUUAUAAUUUUAGAGGGGGUGGGAUUUAGUAAAUAUUCCAACCGGUCGUUUUAUGUGCAAGGCUUCAGUCAGAACAUAGAAAAAAAAACAUUCUGUGAAUGAAAUAUUGUAUGUUCAGAUUUUAUAAAAGACAUUUUUAAAAGCCCAAUUUACAGCCGUAUAUUUUCUUAUGAUGUAAUUUAUGAAAAAGAUGUCUGUACUAACAGGUGCUGUAACACUACUGUUGUUGGAUUUUAUUGUUUGGUGAUAAAUGUAUACAAUAUUUCUAAGGGAAACUAUGUACUGUGAUGUAAAAGUCUGGGCAAAAUGUAUAUAAUCCUUGUAUAUAAUUGUGUAUUUGAUUAUAACUGAUUGUAAAGAUUUAAUAAAAUAUGUAAAUAUUCUA
Messenger RNA from Ceratotherium simum simum (southern white rhinoceros), 6624 nucleotides. It is a transcript of the gene EDEM3, whose product is annotated as ER degradation enhancing alpha-mannosidase like protein 3. Gene Ontology annotation, biological process: mannose trimming involved in glycoprotein ERAD pathway; endoplasmic reticulum mannose trimming; carbohydrate metabolic process. The record is from RefSeq and is a predicted model, not a curated record. Gene Ontology annotation, molecular function: calcium ion binding; mannosyl-oligosaccharide 1,2-alpha-mannosidase activity. NCBI's taxonomy places the organism in Eukaryota, Metazoa, Chordata, Mammalia, Perissodactyla, Rhinocerotidae. Gene Ontology annotation, cellular component: endoplasmic reticulum; membrane.